Molecule: messenger RNA, 2306 nt
Organism: Drosophila subpulchrella
Lineage: Eukaryota; Metazoa; Arthropoda; Insecta; Diptera; Drosophilidae
Exons: 1
Coding region: 44-2137 (697 amino acids)
Source: RefSeq, a predicted model, not a curated record
UUGUUGUUGCUUCUGCCCACUAAUUAGCUUCCCACCGGUUGCAAUGAAAAUAAUUGCUUACCUGGUGCUCCUGGCCCUCGCCAUCGCCCAGUCCGACGCCUCCAGGUCCGCCACAUCCGACCAGGUGACCAUCAGCGAGUGCCCUGCCCGCAGUGUGCCCCAGAUUCGGGCGGAGGCGUCCGAAUUCGAGAUCUCGCUGCUUUUCUACUACGUGUCCUGGGCCAGCGAAGCUCGACAGGCACGUCUGGUGUACAAUGGACUAGCCCACUACUACCAGGAGUAUGCCUACUUCGGGGCCAUCGACUGCUGGCACUUGCAGUGCAACUGCAGCCGUACACUUAUGCCGGCUCCCGGCGUCGUUGGAGCAGGAGGUUAUCCGGACAAGUGGCCCACCCUGGUGGUACGUUACGGUCAGAGGCAGAUGCUGCAGUACCAGGGCGCGUGGAGCUUCGAGGAACUCGCUCGGUUCAUGAAUCAUCUGCUUCAGCCACUGGACCGGGCACACAGCAGUCAGGAACUGGCCGCCAUUCGAAAGCAUUCUGAUGCAGUUGUUCUUGGCCUCUUGGACUCGCCGGAUGACCGGGCCUACAAAAUGUACCUGGGCGCCGGGCUGCGCUGGCUGGAACUGGACCCCGAGAGGAAUAUCCGCUUUACGGUCAACUUUGGCAGCAGCGCCAAGAAGAUGCUCAAGUCUCCGGGGGCCAAGCUGCCCCAGUUUGUGGUCAUCGACAGCCGGAAUGGAGUGCAUACGUUUAAUAGCACUUCCGUGGACUGGAAGGCAAUGGACAUUCUGCGCUGGGUACGGAACACACUUAAAAACACAUCGCUGUUCUCCAAUGGCUAUGGUACUCCCAUGACCAUCGCCAUGAAGGCGCGUCAUGUUCCCGUGCUGGCCAUGGGUGUUCGAAUGAAUCAGUACCACCAUGCGAGUGUCAUGGGCGAGGAGAUGGCCAGCGCUCAAAAAAAGCAGUCUGAGGGUUGCGAAGAUUACUGGAACACAGUGAGGGAACAGCCUGAGGAGUCCUUCUCCCAUUUGCUAGUUCCCAAGGAGCUAUUUCGGGAAUCUGUUCAACCUCACACCUGCUAUCCCGCUUGGAAAAUAAACAGAGUCACGCUAAAGAACUACUAUCGCAUCAACAGGUACCUUGACCACUUAUGGAGACAGUACUCGCACCAGAAUGACCGAAGGAAGCGAAAGGUACCCCACUUGUUGAGGCUGCACUCUAGAAAUCUUUGCUUGGCUCACUCGCAGCAUGGAACGCCGGCCAUGAAGAUCGGCAUUGCAAAAAUGGUAACUAAAUACGGUCAGCUCAUUUGGCAGCACUCGGCAGAGAACGCCGCUCACAAUCGAUCGCUGGGCGUAGUGAUCUUCGAUUCUGUGAAGUACAGAGACUAUUUACAUCAGCUUGGCAUUCAGCAACAUCAUCAACAGGUCCAAGUUUUCAUCUUGGAUGCGGCUGAGGAGUCCUUGUAUGUGAUGCCACAACAAAAUACCUUCUCGUAUGUGGCACUUAAAGAUUUUAUACGGAGAUUUUACGCCAGAACUUUGCCAAGGAUUCACAAGAAUGCGCCUGCGACUAGAGAUUCUGCGUUCAGCAGGCAAUACAACAGGCAAAUGCUGCUUCAGGCGCUACUGCGACAGAAUGCCACCAAUGUGGUAUUUAUGCAUCGUCCGGACUGCGCUUUAUCAGGUGUCUUGUCGCAGGCGUUCCUGCAGGUUUCGGCGCUACUAAGCAGCUCCGAGGUGCACUUUGUGCGCUUCGACAGCCAAGCGAAUGAUCUGCCCUGGGAACUGGCCAUGCCGAUCUCCCCCUCACUGGUGGUCUUUCCCCGGGCAAAGCCCACCGAAUCCAUGGUGUUUCCCACCGAUGUGCGGAUCGAUGUCCAAAGCGUCUUUGCGUUUGUCAUAGCCCAACUGGAGCCGGAGCAGCAGGUGCGUUCGGUCCUGACCAGCUGCAGGCGGCGAAUGCGAAAUGUCAGGAGCUGCCUCGACUUUGCCCGCAACCUGGUACUCCAGCAUGUCAGCCAAUACCUCAAGUUUUGGGAGAUCUAUGAGCGGGAACGGGACGUCAUCCUGUCCCAUCUGAAGGAAUUCAACGACCUGCACAUGUCCAUCGAAAGCAGCAUUCGAUUAUAGCGAAAUGCCUCCGAACUAAAUCCUUAGUUAAUACUUACCGUUGAUAAUUCCAGGGUAAGCAGAUGCCUACCCGCUAUCCUGUAGCACGUAAGUCAAGUUGUCUCUUCAUAAGGUAUUUAACACUCAUAUUUGUAUCAAAUAGGAAAUAAACAAGAGGUAUAGCUGUCGA